This is a messenger RNA of Colletotrichum orchidophilum, 1536 nucleotides long. RefSeq lists its product as uncharacterized. The record is from RefSeq and is a predicted model, not a curated record. The transcript has a single exon. NCBI's taxonomy places the organism in Eukaryota, Fungi, Ascomycota, Sordariomycetes, Glomerellales, Glomerellaceae. The coding region runs from base 1 to 1536 and encodes 511 amino acids.
AUGGGCAAAAAAAUGAAAGUCGAGCACAACAUUCGCGACACAAGCCACCACGCCGCCAACAUCAAAAAGAGCAACACCAAACCCUCCAAGCAACAAAAGGCCAAACCCUCCAAAGCCCAGCCCGAACCUCAAGCAUCUUCUUCUUCUUCCGCUGCCGCUGACACCAACGCCGCCCACCUCCUCCCCCUACCCUUCCAGCAGCGCCUCCUCUCCUCCUUUGGCUCCGCCUUCAACCCAGUCCUCACCUCCCCCUCCUUCGCGACGAUCCUGCAAGAGGUCAAGGCAGCGCUCUACGCUCGUGACUUUGACGCCGCCUUCACCUCAGCACGCCCCGAGAGCCUGGACGCCUAUGCCGCGCGCUGGAGUCCCACCCGCGCCUUGGGGUACGCCGUCGUCCUUCUGGGCAUCGGGGAGCACCUCCAGGGGCUGGAGGUUCAGCUCAAGACGGCCGAGGAGGAGGAGGAAGAGGAAGAGACUGGGGCUCGAACCGCAGCCAAAGGAGCUAAUGUAGCUGAAAUAGCCAAAGGAGUUGAAAGGCUGAUCGUCAACGAGAAGGCGGGUGAUGCUCACCGGGAUUCGAUGCCCUCCUCCGCCGCCGAGGACGCAGCGGAUGUAGUUGCCCAGGUAGUAGAAUCUGGGUCAUCUGAGGGCAACCUCCCCCUGGGACCCGACGAUCAGGGCGUCCCUCCUCCUGCUGCCCCUCCUCAUCUCGCAGCAGAGGGACCGUCAGAAGGUGAUGCCGUCACCUCUCCACCAGCGGCAGCGGCGGCAGCGGCGGCAGCGGCGGCAGCGGCGGCAGCUCCCACAGCCGCCUCGGAAACUACCGAGACCACCCCCAAGACGCAGAUCAAAAAGACCAUCAAGAUGCUCUCCAUCGGCGGCGGCGCCGCAGAAGUAGCAGCCCUGGCUGCAUACCUCUCCCAGCAACCCGCCUACCUAAAAGGCACAAUCACCCUCCUCGACUCCGCGCCGUGGGGCCCCGUCGUGUCCAAACUCCACGACGCGCUCACGAUCCCGCCGCCCGUCUCGCGGUACGCCAACGACGCGGCCCGCCAAGCCUCCAGCGCGGCCCUGGUCGAGCCGGGCCGCCUGGCCUCAUCUUUCACGCAUCUCGAUGCCCUCGCCAUGACGCGGGAGCAGCUCUCCAGCACUUUAGGCAGUGACGCAUUACUCGUUACAUUACUAUUCACGCUCAACGAGUUAUAUACCGCCGCCGGCAUCGGCAAGACCACCGCCUUCCUCCUAAACCUGACCGCCACCGUGCCCCUCGGCUCCCUGCUCCUCGUCGUGGACAGCCCUGGCAGCUACUCUGAGGCCGCGGUGGGUAAAGAGUCCAAGAAGUACCCCAUGCAAUGGCUGAUGGACCACACCCUCGUCAACAAGCCCGAGAAGGACGGCGUGUUCCCGGGCUGUCGGUGGGAGAAGUUGGAGUCCAAUGACUCCGUCUGGUUCCGCCUCGCCGAUUCUCUAAAGUACCCAAUCUCUCUGGAAAAUAUGCGCUACCAAAUGCACCUGUAUCGCGCAACGAAACCCUAA